AGAGCGAGACGGAGCAUCAGGGUGCAGCAUGCUGCCUGGCUCCCGUUCCAAUUCCAGCCUCUUCAGCAGCGGCGGCGGCGGCGGCAUCGGCAUUGCUGAGGCCAAGAGCGCAGGGCCAAAGGGGCACCCUAAGGCGGCGGCGGCGGCGGCGCUGGUGGUGGUGGAGGAGGAGGUGGAAGAGCAGGGAACAGCAUGGGUCGCUUGCGGGGCGGCGGCAGCGGGGGCGCCUUCUGGCUCCUGGUCCUGGCGGCGGCAUGCCUACUGCAGCGUGCCCAGGUGAGGAAGCCGGUCCGAUGCCCGGCCAAAUGCACCUGCACCAAAGAAUCGAUCAUUUGCGUCGGGUCGCCCAGCGUGCCGCGAAGCAUCCCCAGCGACAUCAGCUCCUUAAGUUUGGUAAACGGAACCUUUCCUGAAAUAAAAGAAAGAAUGUUUUCACAUCUUCCUUCCCUGCAUUUGUUACUUCUGAAUUCAAACUCAUUCACUGUCAUAGCAGAUGAUGCCUUUGGUGGUCUUUUCCAUCUAGAAUACCUGUUUAUUGAAGGAAACAAAAUAGAAACCAUAUCAAGAAAUGCAUUUCGUGGCCUCCGAGACUUGACACAUCUUUCCUUGGCCAAUAACCAGAUCAAAACUCUGCCAAGGGAUGUUUUUGCUGAUUUAGAUUCUCUGAUUGAACUAGAUUUAAGGGGAAAUAAGCUUGAGUGUGACUGCAAAGCCAAGUGGUUGUUUUUGUGGUUAAAGAUGACAAAUUCUACUGUUUCUGAUGUCCUGUGUGUUGGCCCAGAGGAAUUUCAGGACAAGAAAUUAAAUGAUGUCUCAAGUUUUGACGAUGAAUGCACCACAACAGAUUUUGUGAUUCAUCAGAUUUUACCCUAUGAAUCUGUUUCCAUUGACACGUUCUACUCGAAAAAUGAUGUGUAUGUAGCCAUUGCCCAACCCAGCAUGGAAAACUGCAUGGUGCUAGAAUGGGAUCACAUUGAGAAGAACUUCAGGAGCUAUGACAACAUUACUGGUCAGUCCAUAGUGGGAUGCAAAGCUAUCUUGAUUGACGACCAGAUUUUCGUGGUGGUGGCUCAACUUUUUGGUGGCUCACACAUUUAUAAGUAUGAGGAAAGCUGGACAAAAUUUGUUAAAUUCCAGGAUAUUGAAGUUUCCCGCAUUUCAAAGCCAAAUGAUAUAGAGCUUUUUCAGAUAGAAAGUGAAACAUUCUUCAUCAUCGUGGAUAGUUCAAAAGCUGGUUUGACAACAAUUUAUAAAUGGAACAAAAAAGGAUUUUACUCUUACCAGUCCCUGCAUGAAUGGUUCAGAGACACAGAUGCUGAGUUUGUUGAUAUAGAUGGAAAAUCUCAUUUGAUCUUGUCAAGCCGGUCACAGAUCCCCAUUAUCCUUCAAUGGAACAAAAACUCAAGAAAGUUUCUCCCACAUAGUGAUAUCCCCAACAUGGAAGAUGUGCUGGCUGUGAAAAGCUUUCGAAUUCAAGAUACCCUGUAUAUCUCACUCACAAGAUACAUUGGUGAUUCAAGAAUAAUGAAAUGGAAUAGCAAACAGUUUGUGGAGAUUCAAGCUCUCCCUUCCCGGGGAGCAAUGACUCUUCAGCCCUUCUCCUUCCAGAAUAAGCACUACCUAGCAUUGGGAAGUGAUUAUACCUUCUCCCAAAUAUUCCAGUGGGAUACUGAGAAGAAGAUCUUUAAAAUCUUUAAGGAGAUCUACGUGCAGGCACCUCGCUCAUUCACAGCUGUGUCAACAGACAGUAGAGAAUUUUUCUUCGCUUCCAGUUUUAAAGGCCACACACAGAUAUUUGAACACAAAAUUGUUGACUUGAGUUUGAGCUGAAAAGCUGAAGAAAGGAAGUGGGAGGAGAAAACACAUGCAUAAUGACAUUUUCUCAGAAAAGCAAAUGAAAAUGGCAGUUUUUUUUCUCACUUCUUGUCGGGAGGAUGUGGCCAUCCUAUUAGUGAGCAGUUUUCUGAACUUUUAAAAAGUUUGCAUAUUUAAUCAGGGAUUGCAUUAACUUGGUUAAUUGCAUGUCAUGCUCAUGUUACCACUGGUAAUCCUACUAUUAUUCAGAAAAGUGUGCAAUGCAUCAAAAUUAAUCCUAACUCACUUAUAACAACACUUAAAAUUUGUAGCUGGAAGUGGAAAAUGAGAAAAGUCUGGAAAGUCACUAUGCAGAAACUUAAGAAGACAAAAACUUCAAUAUGGGGAGCAACCCAACAUUGAGCUGGGUUGACCUUUUCAGAACUGGUGUUUAACAAGCAACACCACAUGCUUAUUUGCCAAUUGUAAAUUAUCACCAAGAUGAAAAAGCCCAUCUUGUCAUCUUUGCUUCAAUGAAAGUCGAGAUCAUAUGCCCUGGCGUCCUUCUUGGCCCUUGAAAGCAGCUAUUUCAAGAGAAGCCUCUAGAGGCCAUUGAUGAAUUUUGAUGUACUGAAAGGUGGUCCCAUUUCUUAACAUUUGAAUGCCUGGUCAGCUUUUGGGAAGACGGACAUGGUGCAUAUGUAAUCCACUCCUAAAGGUGUCUCCCCAAAGUUGCUAGGUAGGUCACAGACGUACAUUCAGCAGCCCAGCAGGCUCUGAAUCAAUUCAGUUAAUAGCCACCCUUUUUGUUGUUGUUGUUUAGUCAUUUAAUUGUUUCCGACUCUUUGUGACCCCAUGGACCAGAGCCCA
Messenger RNA from Pogona vitticeps (central bearded dragon), 2664 nucleotides. RefSeq names its product leucine rich repeat LGI family member 2 (gene LGI2). The record is from RefSeq and is a predicted model, not a curated record. Gene Ontology annotation, biological process: inhibitory synapse assembly. Lineage: Eukaryota; Metazoa; Chordata; Lepidosauria; Squamata; Agamidae. Gene Ontology annotation, molecular function: protein binding.